AUGUUGGAAUUCGGGAAUCUCGGCUCGUGGAAGGGGAAUCAGGCUCGGGAAGGAUUGGGUGAGGGUGAAGGAGAGUGGAGGAGCGGCGAAGAUAGGCCACCGAGUUCGAGGGACGAUAGGAUUGGACGCGGCAGCCGCGUGACUGCGCGGUGUGCUGACAGCGCGGAUGAUGUGGCGAUGGCAGGAGGCGAGAGCAGCUGCAGCAAGCAUCUGCACGCCCUCGCCCUCGUGGCGGCGUGCGCUCUCAGGGGGCAGCCCGCCGCCCUCUACGUCCUCCACGCCCUCCGCGCCCGCACCGCUGCACCCUCUGCUCCCGCAGUUCCCGCUGCUCCCACUAGCUCGCAGAAGAGAGAUCCUGCAGCGGCAGCUGCAACAGCAAGAGUGGCGCAGGCCGUGUCAAGGCAGGGGGUUGAACAAGCAGUGCUGGGGGAGGUAGUGGCGGAUGGGCACGUUUGCCGGAGACUGCACUGCCUCGCUGCACGACUGCAGGCUGCACCUGGUGUUGCGGACGCAGCAGCAGCAGCGUGGGCCGUGCCACGUGUGCCUGCUGACGUGGAUUGCCAGCUGGCAAGUGUGUCGUGCCCGUUAGCUGCGUGCAUGAUGGUGCAGAAGGCGGCAGAUGCGGGCAGUGCAGGUGGUAUUGCAGGUGGUAACGCAUGUGGCGAUGCUGCUGGCGGAAAUGUUGGCAGCGAUGGGGAGGAGGGUUCAGACUGGGAUUCAGAGAGCGGGGAUGUGUGGGUGGGAUGGACGGGCGGGGAGAGUGACGACGACGAGAGCGACGGGGGCGAGGAGGGGGAAGAGCGCGCAGAGAGUGCAUUGCUUAAGAGCGGCAUUCAACACCCUCUUCCCCCUCCUCAACACCAGCAUGAUCAUGCCACUCCCAGGUCUCAGCGUGGAGAGCCAAGGCUAGAGCAGGGUAGCGCAGUGGGAGCAGGAGGGGCCGGUGCAGAGGGAGAUGACGCGGUUCUGAGGGGUUUUGGGCGGGCGUUGUCGCUGGUUCUCGCUCAGUACGAGGCUGGGGUUUCCCAACUCGCCCGGACGUGCAUUGCUGCUCUUUCUGCCUCACCACAGACACCAGCAGCAGCAGCUGACUACCCCAGCCAUGUGCGCUCACUACUAGCAGCUGGUCCAGGCAGGGAUGCAGUAGAAGAGGCAGACGUGGCAGCACCUGGUGCGUCAGAUGCUGUGCUGCUGCUGGCCAUGCGGAGCAGGCGACUGAGGGCGCAGCUGAGGCGCCUGGUGGUUCUGCUGGGAAUGGAUCCUGGAGUGAGGGAGACGGCAGGGGUUGAGAUGAAGGGGCAGCCAUGGGAGGACGGGGCGUUGAAGGGGAAGGGGACAGUAGUGGGUGAGAUGGUUGAUGCAUGGUCGGUGGUGUAUCAUUGCCCUCAGAUGCUCAUGCCUAGCUCGUCAGAUUUAAGCAGUUCAGGCAUGCGAGGCAUGCCGCUCACUCCACCCGCUGCACACAUGCACCGCACGCCCCACACGCACCACAUAGACCAUGCUGUUGCUGCCAGCGGUGGCAGCAGAGGCCUGAGGAGCACCAUGGCUCUGGGUGACCUCUCCUCCCUGCAUCCCUCCCUUGCUGCUGCUGCUGCUGCCACUGCUGCUGCUGCUGCUGGGAGUGCUACUGCUUUUCGGAGUGCUGCUGCUGCUGGGACUGCUAACCCUGCCACCAACAUCACCGCCGCCACCACCGCCAUCACUCAUACCCCUGCUACCCCUGCUGGACAGUUCAGUCCUACUCGCAUCGUCACUCCACGCAUGGGUGCCCCAUCUCAUCUGGUCACCCCAUCCCAUCUGGUCACCCUAUCCCAUCUGGUCACCCCAUCUCAUCUGGUUACCCCAUCGCACUCAAUCACCCCAUCACGGUUCGACACACCUCGUUUCCUGUCCAACCAGGCAGCAGCAGUCGGCGACGCGUGGAGUGCGGCGCUCUUCCUUCGUCCCAACAAGAUCAAGCACCUGCUGCCCUUGUUCCUCCAUCCAGUGUCACACCUCGUUAAGCCACGUCACACUCAACCAGCUCUCGCGUCUGACUGGUCCAUCGAUUUCACCUUGGCUGGGGUGGCCCGAGCCAGAGAGAUUGUCCAGCACCGGCUUGCCAAGGCUGAGCUGCAGGUUCGGCAGCUCCUAGACGCCAUGGAGCCCCAGUCUGGUGCAGAAGGCGAGGCUCGGAUGGCUGAUGUAGGUGAUGGGGUGGAGGUGCAGACGCAGUUAGGGCCUGCACCCACCCACAGAGAAAUCGCGGGACAAGCAUUGGGGAGGGAGGAAGAGGAGCAGGGAAGAGGGCACGGGGGAAAGGAGCAGGGAAGAGGGCAUAGGGGAAAGGAGCAGGGAAGAGGGCAUAGGGGAAAGGAGCAGGGAAGAGGGCAUAGGGGAAAGGAGCAGGGAAGAGGGCAUAGGGGAAAGGAGCAGGGAAGGGAGCAGAUCUGCUCUGGCUGUGGCUGGUCGCAUGACCCCUCCUGGCACGUGCCUGGUGAUGACGUGGCAGCAGAUGAUUGGCCAUGGAAGGGCACUCAUCCCCCUCCUCUUUCCAAUCUGCUUGUCUCCCCCAACCGCACCACACCCAGCCAUACUGCACCCAAUCCCACCGCCCUCAGCCCCACGUUGCGACGGGCAUGGGUGGAGGGCGGUGCCAUGCUGCGGCUCACUGACCCCCGCUCUGGCCCCGCCUUCCCCUGGACGUGGAUGGCCUGUAAUGAGGAUGCUUGUAGUGGGGAUGGUUCUGGCGGGGGUGCGAUUCAUGGUGCUGGUGGCAUCUCAUGGCAUGCAUUGCUCCAGCAUUCACGGAGGCAUGGGGGGAUUGCUGCUGAAAGUGCACAGGAGACAGGAAAGGAGGGUGUUGCUCCGGGAGAAAACAAAGGAGGAAUUCAGGGAGCAAAGGAGAGAUCAAAGGAGAGAGCAAAGGAGGAAAGGAAGGACGGCUCAAGAAAGGGAGAGGCAGGUAGUUGGGGGCGAAAGCAGAAGGGAGGUAAGGAUGAGAGUGGAAAGCACAGCAGGAAGCAGAGUGGGAGGCAGACAGGGAAGCAGGGUGGGAGGCUGGGUGGGCAGCAGAGUGGGGAGGAUCUGGGUGGAAGGCAGAGUGGGCGUGGAGGGGCGGCAGGGAGGGGAGGGGGGCAUGUGACGGAUGAGGAGAGGCGGCUGGUAGGCAUGGCUGUCACAGAGAUGGAUGGGAGCUUCGAUGAUGCCAUGCAUGCCCACCUGCUGCUGCCCAUCCGAGCAAGUCACGCACUGGUGAGCAGGGCAGCAGUGCAGGUGCUGUUCACAGUGGGGCGCUACCGCGACCACUGCACCGCACUGCACCGCCUCUUCCUCUCUCCCCACCCCGCCCUGCCCUCUGCCCUCCUGCACGCCCUCCAUGCCGUGGACUGGGCUGGCCUUCGCUCGCUACCAGAGCAGCAGCACGCGCUCUCAUCCGCACUGGACACGGCCAUCUCGCGAGCCUGCCUCUCCUCCCUGCCCUCCACCUCCCUCUCCCGCCUCCACACUUUCAUCUCUCCCUCCUCCCUCUCCUCCUCCUCCCUCUCCUCCUCCGCCCUCUCCUCCAUAUCAACACCUCCACCUCACCCAAUGUCGCCAGGGCAGGGAGGGGGGGGAGUGGGCAGUGCGAGCAAGCAGCUGACGUGGAGCCCUUUGUCUGCCCACCGGCUGGGCGCGUUUGACUUUGUGCGGGUGGGGUACGACCCAGGCUGGCCUGCCAGUGUGGUGAUAACGCCCCAGCUGCUGCAGCAGUAUGGAGACAUUCUCACGGUGCUGCUCAGGCUGCAGCACGUGCAAAGGGCUGUUGAAAAUAUCACGCUUCAUGUCAAGGUCCUCCGUUCAGCAUUGUUGAACCCGUCGCUAGCACCAGCAGCAGAAGCAGCAGCAGCAGGCACGGCAGUGCACAGGGAGCGGUAUCGGCGGCUGUGCUUCCUCAACGUCUUCACCAUGCGUGCAUCACAGCUGGUGGCGUGCAUGCUCGCCUUCAUGAGUGCUCAGCUGCAGCGAGCAGCGCAGCAUGGGGACCAGAUUCUGCUGCUGGGCACUCACGCAGAACACAAGCCCCAUCUGGACCUAUUCUCAUUCCAAGAGGCACAUGCACAGUUUCUGAUAUACUGCACAACCAGGUGCCUGCUAGACACUCGAAGUGCGCCCAUCAGGGAGCGCCUAGACAGCCUGCUGCAGCUGGUGCUGGAUGUGCAUCGCAGUGUGGCCUCUGCCCCCAUGGUCGCCCCGCUCUCCGAGUUCUUUCUCGAUGACGAUGCUCCCAUCUGGGAAGAGGUGAGGAAUUCAGUUUCCCUUGAGAGAGACACUUCUGAAUAG
Messenger RNA from Closterium sp. Naga37s-1, 4302 nucleotides. NCBI's taxonomy places the organism in Eukaryota, Viridiplantae, Streptophyta, Zygnematophyceae, Desmidiales, Closteriaceae. The record is from the annotation of a GenBank genome assembly.